Saimiri boliviensis boliviensis (Bolivian squirrel monkey) is the source of this 3247-nucleotide messenger RNA. RefSeq names its product interferon induced protein with tetratricopeptide repeats 5 (gene IFIT5). Gene Ontology annotation, biological process: defense response to virus. The record is from RefSeq and is a predicted model, not a curated record. Gene Ontology annotation, molecular function: RNA binding; protein binding. Gene Ontology annotation, cellular component: cytosol. Lineage: Eukaryota; Metazoa; Chordata; Mammalia; Primates; Cebidae.
GGUUUCUGAGCGCUCGGGCAUCAGAUUCCAUUUCCAGUUACCUGUUCCUGCUGGGGUUCCUCCUCUAACAAAGCCGCGCCUCCCGGCCGAGUCCCCGAGCUGCGGAGGCCCGGCUGGCGCGCGCACGCGCACACGCCGCCCGCCCGCCGCGCGGCUGCCCGCGGUCCCCGGUGCUGAAGACGGAGCGCGAGGGACCGCGCCGCCCGGACGGCCUGCGGAGCGCUGCCAUCAUGAGUGAAAUUCCUAAGGACACCUUGAAGGCCAUUCUGUUGGAAUUAGAAUGUCAUUUUACAUGGAAUUUACUUAAGGAAGACAUUGAUCUGUUUGAAGUGGAAGAUACAAUUGGGCAACAGCUUGAAUUUCUUACCACAAAAUCUAGACUUGCACUUUAUAACCUAUUGGCCUAUGUGAAACACCUAAAAGGCCAAAAUAAAGACGCCUUGGAGUGCUUGAAACAAGCAGAAGAAAUAAUCCAGCGAGAACACUCAGACGAAGAAGAAGUACGAAGCUUGGUCACUUGGGGAAACUAUGCCUGGGUGUGUUAUCACAUGGACCAGCUUGAAGAAGUUCAGAAGUAUACAGGUAAGAUAGGGAAUGUCUGCAAGAAACUGUCCAGUCCGUCUGUCUACAAGUUGGAGUGUCCUGAGAUUGACUGUGAGAAAGGGUGGGCACUCUUGAAAUUUGGAGGAAAGUAUUAUCAAAAGGCUAAAGCAGCUUUUGAGAAGGCUCUGGAAGUAGAACCUGACAAUCCAGAAUUUAACAUCGGCUAUGCUAUCACCGUGUAUCGGCUGGAUGAUUCUGACAGAGAAGGGUCUGUAAAGAGCUUUUCUCUGGGGCCUUUGAGAAAGGCUGUUACCCUGAACCCAGAUGACAGCUACAUUAAGGUUUUUCUUGCACUGAAGCUUCAAGAUGUACAUGCAGAAGCUGAAGGGGAAAAGUAUAUUGAAGAAAUCCUGGACCAGAUAUCAUCCCAGCCUUAUGUCCUUCGUUAUGCAGCCAAAUUCUACAGGAGAAAAAAUUCCUGGGACAAAGCUCUCGAACUUUUAAAAAAGGCCUUGGAGGUGACACCAACUUCUUCUUUCCUGCAUCACCAGAUGGGACUUUGCUACAGAGCACAAAUGAUCCAAAUCAAGAAGGCCACGCGCAACAGACCUAAAGGAAAGGAUAAGCUGAAGGUUGAUGAGCUGAUUACAUCUGCUAUAUUUCAUUUCAAAGCAGCCAUGGAACAAGACUCUAUGUUUGCAUUUGCCUACACAGACCUGGCCAACAUGUAUGCUGAAGGAGGCCAGUAUAGCAAUGCUGAGGACAUUUUCCAGAAAGCCCUUCAUCUGGAGAACAUAACGGAUGAUCACAAACAUCAGAUCCACUACCACUAUGGCCGCUUUCAGGAAUUUCACCGUAAAUCAGAAAAUACUGCUAUCCAUCAUUAUUUAGAAGCCUUAAAGGUCAAAGACAGAUCACCCCUUCGCACCAAACUAACAAGUGCACUGAAGAAAUUGGCUACUAAGAGACUUUGUCACAAUGCUUUAGAUGUGCAGAGUUUAAGUGCCCUAGGGUUUGUUUAUAAACUUGAAGGAGAAAAGAGGCAAGCUGCUGACUACUAUGAGAAGGCGCAAAAGAUAGAUCCAGAAAAUGCAGAAUUCCUUACUGCUCUCUGUGAGCUCCAACUUUCCAUUUAAAUACAUACUCUAGGAAAUUAGCUAUAAGCUUUUCCCUCCAUUUUGGGUUCUUCUAUUUUUUGUUUUAAUCCAUUGUUUAUUAUAGAGUUAAGAUUUAUUGAACAGUUAUUGCGUACCAUGCAUUGUGCUAAAAAUUUUAUAUGCAUUAUGAUGAAUCUUGUGCUGUUUUCUUUUUUCUUUUUAACUAAAAUACUAUAAUCCAUUGAGAAAUAGCAAUAUUUUAGCUGUUGUAACUUUUAAACAUGGUAUGGCCGUUAUUAUUGUGCUCUGUAUCUGUGCUUUUCUUAAUACUUUGCAGAUUAAGUUUUGGCAAAUUUCUUAUAUUAUUUAGUAAGUAUAAUCCUAUAUAAACCUUUGAUACCUAGGUCAGGAACACUCAGGAGUACAAAAUUAUUUAUUAAUACUUAAGCUCUUAACUAUGUAAGACAGCACAUUUUAGUUAGAGAUGAUUUGACUUUGGUAAGGAUAUUUAACUAUCAAUCUAUUAGUCACCUAAAAUAUCUUUUUUGUUGGAAAAAAAGUUUAUAACAAAAAAGUUUGUCAUCUCUGGUGACUUCAAUAAAAAGAAAAAAACUAGAAGAGGAGAAAAAAUAUUUUCUCAGAUUUUAAAUCUGUAACUUCAGAGAUUCAAUCCUCAAAUGUUUAUUAAGUAGCUAGAAAUAAUUUAAGUGAAAAAAAUGAAUAAUGGAAAAUAGUCUCAAGUUGUUCUGUUUUUUUUUUUAACUAAAAAACUUUGCACUGAAUUUAGAUGCCAUUAAUUUUAUUCCUUCCAACUAAAAUUACAAUACUUUUAGGUUAAAAUUAUUGAGAUAUAAAGCAGCCAUUGGGAAAUUGGAGGAAUGAUAAACCAAUGGAAAAAGGAGAUGUCCCUACCCUACAUCCCUAGAUUAUCAAGAUUUCAGUGUACUAGUUUUGAAUCUGUUCUGAAUAGAGUUUUUAUACCCUCAUUUCUGGCCUUUGGCUAUUUUAGCAAAUCAAAAUGACUUCUAUGAAGCCUUUUUUUUUUUUUCAAUGUGAAAUUUUCAGAGUUUUUUUCACGUAGAUUCUCUAGGAAGAGUUAAGUGCUGCUUUUAAUUUAAGUUUUAAUAUCCACCUUGAGGAGUCACUGCUUGAGACUUUUAUGCCAGGGGACUUUUUAAUUCGGGGACGUUACUUAAUGUGGCUUCUCUAAUGUAGUUUGUUUGAUUAUAAACUAUGCAAUUAUAUGCUACCACAUUAUUAGUGAAAAAGUACCAUGUGAUUUAAUUCUCCAUUCCUCCAGUGUAACUCUUAAAAUUAUUAUGUAUGUGUGUUUUACUUUCUGUUACUUUUUAUCUUUAAAAUUUCUAUUAUGAUUUGUUAUAAAAAUAAUGAAUUCUCAUUGUAAAUUCCAAAAAAAAUUACAAAAGUAUGUGAAUUUAAAAAUGAGAGCUGUCCCCUCACCUUACUACAGUUUCACAUCCUCAAGGUAAACUAAUAACAAUUUGAUAUGUAUACUUCCAGAUCUUUUUUAUGUAUGCAGUCAGACAUACAUAUAUACUGCAGUGUAGCUCACAUAUUAAUUUUUAAAAAAUCUUUUGUUUACUUAA